AUGUCCAAAACUUCUGCUAGCAAGAGCAACACUCAAACGGCCGCGUGUGGCUGCUGGUAUUGCACAACGAGAACUCAAGAUAGCCGACGUCGCGCUACAAAGAAGACGUCCAUAUCAGUACGACGGGUUGACCCAGUCAAACUGGAAAGCCUUCUCAAUAGGAUCUUCAAAGAUAAAUAUGCCGUCUCGAUGCGAGACAACUCAUACACAAUCUGGGCUGAACGCCAGCUCGAAGAACGCGAGACCCUGGAGUGCUGCUGA
Molecule: messenger RNA, 261 nt
Organism: Fusarium falciforme
Lineage: Eukaryota; Fungi; Ascomycota; Sordariomycetes; Hypocreales; Nectriaceae
Exons: 2
Coding region: 1-261 (86 amino acids)
Source: RefSeq, a predicted model, not a curated record